Molecule: messenger RNA, 6529 nt
Organism: Ceratotherium simum simum (southern white rhinoceros)
Lineage: Eukaryota; Metazoa; Chordata; Mammalia; Perissodactyla; Rhinocerotidae
Gene: ADAMTS20
Product: ADAM metallopeptidase with thrombospondin type 1 motif 20
Biological process (GO): extracellular matrix organization; proteolysis
Cellular component (GO): extracellular matrix
Molecular function (GO): zinc ion binding; metalloendopeptidase activity
Source: RefSeq, a predicted model, not a curated record
GGUGGCUAUAUUGGCACCGUUCCUGCUAGGUCGAGUCGCUUCCUCGCGCGGAGCUGGAUCUAAGGAGCGGGCUUCCGAGGGCGGUGCGGGUGCAGGAAGCCGAGCGAGGCUGCCGAGAGCGAGCCGGGGGCCGCGGGGCUGCAGUGCGAUGAAGCAGCGGCUCAGGGAGCGGAGGCCGGCGGUGUGGCUAGACGGGCCGGCCCGGGGCCGGGGCUGCUGCUCCGGAGGCUGCUGAGGCGCCGCGGCGGCCGGCGCGCAGAGCGGCGGGCAAGAGGGAGGAGAGGCAGCGGAGCGCGGGGGAAGCCGGCUGGGCGGCCGGCGGCUCGGGUUGGCCUCCCCUGUUGGGAUCCCCCCGGUGGAACCAUGCGGGUGGCCAAGUGGCUGACGGGGCUGCUCUACCAGCUCUCGCUCUUCAUCACCAGGUCUUGGGAAGUUCACUUCCACCCCAGGCAAGAAGCCCUGGUGAGGACACUGGCCUCCUACGAAGUGGUGACCCCCGCGCGGGUCAAUGAGUUCGGCGAAAUGUUCCCUCAGAGCCACCACUUCAGCCGGAGGAAGCGCAGCUCGGAGGCGCUGGAGCCCACGCCAUUCAGGACCCACUACCGCAUCAGCGCCUACGGGCAGCUCUUCCAGCUGAACCUGAGCGCCGACGCGGCCUUUCUGGCCGCCGGCUACACCGAGGUGCACUUGGGGGCCCCCGCGCGCGGGGCAGAGGAGCGCAGCACGGCGCCCCCAGACCUGCGCCACUGCUUCUACCGCGGCCAGGUCAACGCUCGGGAGGAUCACACAGCCGUCUUCAGCCUCUGUGGAGGCCUGAUGGGAACAUUUAAAGCACAUGAUGGUGAAUAUUUCUUAGAACCCAUAAUGAAGGCAGAUGGGAGUGAACAUGAAGAUGAUCAUAACAAGCCACAUCUUAUAUACAGACAGGAAUUAAAGAGGAACUAUUUUCUGCAGUCUCACAAGCCUUGUGAAGUUUCAGAUAGUCAAAUAAAGAAAACCACUCUACCUUUUCACAACUACAGCAACAUGAAUGAAGAUCUUAAUAUGGAGAAGAAAAUAGUUUUAGGAUAUCCUUCAAAAAAUAUAUCAUUGGAAGAUGAAAGAAGUCAAUUACAUUCCAGGAGAAAACGUUUUUUAUCAUAUCCAAGAUACGUGGAAGUUAUGGUUACGGCUGAUGCUAAAAUGGUUCAUCAUCAUGGACAGAAUUUGCAGCACUAUGUACUAACUCUGAUGUCGAUUGUUGCAGCAAUCUACAAGGACUCAAGUAUUGGAAAUCUUAUAAACAUAGUAAUUGUAAAAUUAGUUGUAAUUCACAAUGAACAGGAAGGACCAGUCAUCAGUUUUAAUGCAGCUACCACAUUACGUAACUUUUGUUUAUGGCAACAAACUCAGAAUGUUCUUGACGAUGCUCACCCUUCCCACCAUGAUACUGCUGUUCUUAUCACAAGGGAAGACAUUUGUGGAGCUAGAGAGAAAUGUGACACAUUAGGUUUAGCAGAAUUAGGUACUCUAUGUGAUCCUCUACGGAGCUGCUCUAUUAGUGAAGAAAAUGGACUCAGUGCCGCCUUUACCAUAGCCCACGAGCUUGGGCACGUAUUUAAUGUUCCACAUGAUGAUAGUUUUAAAUGUAAGGAAACUGGAAUUAAACAUCAGUAUCAUGUAAUGGCUCCUACUUUAAAUUACCAGACAAGUCCUUGGACCUGGUCAAAAUGUAGUCAGAAAUAUAUCACCGAAUUCCUAGAUACUGGUCACGGGGAAUGCCUCCUUGACAAACCAAAUGGAAGAACAUAUGAUCUGUCUUCACAACUUCCUGGAUUGAUGUAUGAUGUGAACAAGCAAUGUGAGCUUAUGUUUGGUCCUGGGUCACAAGUGUGUCCCUAUUUGAAACAAUGCAGGCGUCUGUGGUGCACGAGUGCAGAAGGAGUUCACAAGGGCUGUCGCACUCAACACAUGCCACUGGCAGAUGGAACAAACUGUGGUCCUGGGAUGCAUUGCCACCAUGGGCUAUGUGUAAACAAAGACAUGGAAACACGUCCUGUAGAUGGCGAAUGGGGACCAUGGGGACCUUACAGUUCUUGUUCAAGAACAUGUGGAGGUGGAAUCAAAAGCACAACCAGGCUCUGUAAUCGCCCCGAGCCAAGAAACGGAGGAAAGUACUGUGUGGGCCGCAGGAUGAAAUUUCGAUCAUGUAAUACUGAUUCAUGUCCAAAAGGCAAGCAAGACUUUCGUGAGAAGCAGUGCUCUGAUUUUGAUGGUAAACAUUUCAACAUCAAUGGUCUUUCCCCAAAUGUGAGGUGGCUUCCAAAGUACAGUGGGAUUGCCAUGAAAGAUCGCUGUAAACUCUAUUGUCGGGUUGCCGGAACCACUAACUUCUACCAACUGAAGGAUCGAGUUGCCGAUGGCACUCCUUGUGGAACUGAAACGAAUGACAUCUGUGUUCAAGGCCUGUGUCGACAAGCUGGCUGUGAUCAUGUGUUGAACUCCAAGGCCAGGAGAGACAAAUGUGGAGUGUGUGGUGGGGAUAACUCGUCAUGCAGGACAAUGGCGGGUGUCUUCAAUAGUGCUCAUUACGGUUAUAAUGUUGUUGUAAAGAUUCCCACAGGAGCAACAAACAUUGAUAUUCUUCAGCACAGCUAUUCUGGAAAACCCGAAGAUGACAAUUACCUUGCAUUAUCUGACACUCAAGGGAAUUUUCUUUUGAAUGGGAAUUUUGUUGUAAGUAUGUCGAAAAAAGAAAUCAACAUACAAGGAGCUAUUUUUGAGUACAGUGGUUCAAACAACUCAAUUGAAAGAAUUAACAGUACUGAUCGGUUGGAAGAAGAACUAGUUUUGCAGGUUUUGUGUGUGGGUAAUUUAUACAACCCUGAUGUACGUUAUUCCUUCAAUAUCCCUGUGGAAGAGAAGAGCGACCUGUUCACAUGGGAUCCGUAUGGACCAUGGCAAGACUGUACCAAAAUGUGUCAAGGUCUUCAUAGAAGAAAAAUUACUUGCAUACGUACAAGUGAUCAUAUGGUGGUGUCCGAUCAAAGAUGUGACCACUUACCACUUCCAUUGUUUGUGACUGAAAGGUGCAAUACGGACUGUGAACUAAGGUGGCACAUCAUUGGCAAAAGUGAGUGUUCAUCCCAUUGUGGUCAAGGAUAUAAAUCAUUGGACGUCCACUGCAUGAAGUAUUCCAUUCAUAAAGGACAGACUGUUCCAGUAGAUGACCACUACUGUGGUGACCAGCUGAAACCUCCUACCAGAGAACCCUGCCAUGGUGACUGUGUCUUAACCAGUUGGCAUUAUUCGGAAUGGUCCCAGUGUUCCAGGAGUUGUGGAGGAGGGGAAAGGUCUCGAGAAUCUUAUUGUAUAAAUAACUUGGGCCACCGUCUUGCUGAUAGAGAAUGCCAAGAGCUUCUGAGAGUGACGAUAGAGAAUUGCAAUGAAUUUUCCUGUCCCAGUUGGGCUACCAGUGAGUGGAGUGAGUGUCUUGUCACAUGCGGAAAAGGAACAAAGCAGCGGCAGGUGUGGUGUCAACUGAAUGAAGAUCCCUUGAGUGAUGGCUUCUGUGAUCCAAGUACCAAACCUGAAUCUCUGAGACCAUGUGAGCUUCAUACGUGCGCUUCCUGGCAAGUAGGACCGUGGGGUUCUUGCACAGCCACAUGUGGACAUGGGUAUCAGAUGCGUGCUGUUAAAUGCAUCAAUGAACUAAUUAGUGCAGUGUUAGAUGACAGAGUGUGCCAUGGAGCUAGUCGCCCAAGUGACAGGCAGGACUGUAUAGUUACACCUUGCCCAAUUAUCCCUAAAAUUGGAGCCACUUCAUUACCAGCUCUUCCCAAGAUGGCACAAUGGCGACAUGGUUCUUGGACCCCAUGCUCCGUGUCUUGUGGAAGAGGUAACCAAGCCCGCUACGUAAGCUGUCGCGAUGCUCAUGAUGGAAUAGCCCAUGAAUCCUAUUGUGCCCAUUUACCUCGGCCUGCUGAAAUAUCUGUCUGUUUUAGCCCUUGUGGCGAGUGGCAAACAGGGAAUUGGUCCCCUUGUUCAGCUACCUGUGGCCAUGGAAAAACAACUCGACAAGUUUUAUGCAUCAACUACCAUCAGCCAAUUAAUGAGAAUUACUGUGACCCUGAAGUUCGCCCUUUGAUAGAACAAGAAUGUAAUCUGGCAGCCUGCCCGCCCGCGUAUAGCCACUUUCCGAGUUCCUCUGAGCAGCCAAACCAUUUUCCAGGCAGGAAUUUUCCACUAACUCACAAACCAGAAGAUAAUCAAAAUCAGGGGGUCCAUCCAUCAAUCAGAGGAAACCAAUGGAGAACAGGACCAUGGGGAACAUGCUCCACCAGUUGUGCUGGAGGUGUUCAGCGUCGAGUUGUGGUCUGCCAGGACGAAAAUGGACAGAGCGCCAGUUACUGUGAUGCGGCCUCCAAGCCUCCAGAGUCAAAGCACUGCGAUGCGGGACCUUGUCCACGGUGGAACUACGGAAGCUGGGGAGAAUGUACACAAACAUGUGGAGGAGGAAUAAAAUCAAGAUUCGUAAUAUGUCAAUUUCCCAAUGGCCAAAGGUCACAAGAGCAAAACUGUGAAAUCUUAAACAAGCCACCUAGUGUGGUCCAAUGUCACGUGCAUGCUUGCCCUGAUGGCGUAUCAUGGCAUCGGGGACCAUGGAAAUCGUGCUCAGCUUCUUGUGGUAAAGGUUUAAAAUACCGUGAGGUGCUUUGCGUUGACCGAUUCCAAGGGAAAUUAGAAGAAAAAUAUUGCAGUCAUCUGCAGAAACCUCGAACUCACAAAGCUUGUAGAUCUGUCAGAUGCCCUUCAUGGAAAGCCAAUAGAUGGAAGGAGUGCUCUGUGACCUGCGGCUCUGGAGUUCAGAGAAGGGAUGUGUACUGCAGGCUGAGAGGCGUUGGUCGAGUGGCUGAAGAAAAUUGUGAUGGGUCCACCCGGCCUUCUUUUCAGAGGCAGUGUUGGCGUCAGGACUGCAUACAGUACCAGUGGGUGGCAGGAGAGUGGCUGGAUUGUUCAACAUCAUGUAAGAAAAAAGAGACACAUCGGCCAUUGAAGUGCGUUGAUGCACAAAACAUGCAAGUGAAUGAAAGUUUCUGUGAUCCUUCAACCAGACCUCCUGCCAUCAAAAAGUGCAGGAACCCUCCCUGCAAGUACAUUGUGGUAACAGGAGACUCAUCACAGUGUGCAAGUAACUGUGGAUUUAGUCACCGACAAAGGAUUACAUAUUGCACUGGAAUCUGGUCUACUGAGAAAUAUAAACUCCACCAGCUUUGGCCUGUGGACUAUCGAGAAUGCCCUGUGCUGCCUUCCCCUCAGGUUUACAAAUGCAAUUUUAGGAGCUGUUUGCAUAUGGCCACUUGGAGAGUUGGAAAAUGGAGCAAGUGCUCAGUGACUUGUGGAGUUGGGGUAAUGGAGAGAAGAGUGGAAUGCAUGGCCGAAAAUGGUUGGUCCAGUGACUUAUGUUUAAAGCACUUAAAACCAGACGCUCAAAGGAAAUGUUAUGUUAAUGACUGUAAAACAUUUACUAGCUGCAAAGAAAUCCAAGUGAAAAACAACAUUACCAGGGAUGGUGACUAUUACCUUAACAUUAAGGGAAGAAUAAUCAAGAUCUAUUGUGCAGGCAUGUACUUGGAGAACCCCAAGGAAUAUAUAUCAUUGAUCAAAGGUGAAGAAGACAACUUUUCUGAAGUGUAUGGUUUUAGACUACAAAAUCCAUAUGAAUGUCCUUUUAAUGGAAGUAGGAGGCAAGACUGUCAGUGUAAAAAUGACUACCUGGCUGCUGGACACACCGUUUUCAGCAAAAUAAGAAUUGAUCUCACUUCCAUGCAAGUUAAAACUACAGACCUUCUUUUUGCUCAGACAAUAUUUGGAAAAGCAGUUCCAUUUGCCACAGCUGGAGAUUGCUACAGUGCUGCCAGAUGCCCACAGGGGCAGUUCAGCAUUAAUUUAGCAGGAACUGGGAUGAAGAUAUCCAGCACAGCGAAGUGGCUUGCUCAGGGGACUUAUGCCUCUGUCAUCAUACACAGAUCACAAGAUGGAACCAAAGUCUACGGCAGAUGUGGAGGCUUCUGUGGAAAGUGUGUUCCUCACAUGACUACUGGUCUUCCAAUUCAAGUAAUAUGAACAUUCAGAAGUGGGAGGUAUGUCCCACAGAGGAGAUAUCUCUGGAAUCUCAAAUAACUGGUGCUCGUUUCUUUAGUCUUCCCUUUCAAAGGUUUCCAUGUCCAACAUAUCUGUGCCUUUUUUUCAAGGUGCUCAUCAGGGAGUCAAGUCACUGCUUAAUUUUCUCAAGGCCUUCAAAUUAAUCUUAACAGAUAUAUGACUCUAAUCAGAAUCUUUUUAAAAGGACUUAAUAAUUUAUGGUAGGGUAUACAGGAAUAUUUGAAUGAAUUAUACAAAGAUAAUGUUGCUGUUAACAGCUUGGACUGGACCACAAUUAUGUUAUACCUAUAAACACAUUUGUAAAUCUCUACCGUAUCCUACUGUACAGUGAAAUGUUUAUUCUACUUCCUGUUAAAAUGGAACAAGUUAAAAUUAGGAAAAUGAA